Seriola aureovittata is the source of this 1816-nucleotide messenger RNA. RefSeq names its product synaptobrevin-like 1 (gene vamp7). The transcript is spliced from 8 exons. Gene Ontology annotation, biological process: exocytosis; vesicle fusion. The record is from RefSeq and is a predicted model, not a curated record. Gene Ontology annotation, cellular component: membrane; SNARE complex. Gene Ontology annotation, molecular function: SNAP receptor activity; SNARE binding. NCBI's taxonomy places the organism in Eukaryota, Metazoa, Chordata, Actinopteri, Carangiformes, Carangidae. The coding region runs from base 192 to 851 and encodes 219 amino acids.
CCAAUAGGAGAGUGAAUUGGUUUCCGGUCUGCAGGUCUGGGUGAUUUGCAAAGCCGAAGUCACUCGGAAGGGAUUAGCUAGCUUGCUAGCAGCAGAAACGUCUUCAGAUGUUGGAAUUUGCGUUAAAUGAGCUACUUUGAUCAGUGCUGACAUAUCAAGCUGGUAUUAGAGGUGCAAUCCCAGCUGUUGCCAUGGCAAUCCUUUUUGCUGUGGUGGCUCGAGGAACCACCAUCCUGGCCAAACAUGCAUGGUGUGGCGGGAACUUCCUGGAAGUGACUGAACAGAUCUUAGCCAAAAUCCCCUCAGAGAAUAACAAGUUGACUUACAGCCACGGCAGCUAUCUCUUUCAUUACAUCUGUCAUGACAGAAUCAUAUAUCUGUGCAUCACUGAUGAUGACUUUGAGAGGUCACGUGCAUUCAGUUUCCUUAGUGAAGUCAAGAAGCGUUUCCAAACAACAUAUGGGUCACGUGCGCAAACAGCCCUGCCCUACGCCAUGAACAGUGAGUUCUCCUCAACACUGGCAGCUCAGAUGAAACACCACUCAGACCCACGCGGAUCAGAUCGUGUCACUGAGAGUCAGUUGCAAGUGGAUGACCUGAAGGGCAUUAUGGUCCGCAACAUAGACUUGGUAGCUCAGAGAGGAGAGAAGCUGGAAUUGCUGAUUGACAAGACAGAAAAUCUGGUUGAUUCUUCGGUCACAUUUAAGACCACUAGUCGUAACCUUGCACGAGCCAUGUGUAUGAAGAACCUCAAGCUGACUGUUGUCAUUGUGCUGGUGUGCCUGGUGGUCCUUUACAUUAUUGUCUCUGCUGCCUGUGGAGGCCUCAAAUGGCCCACAUGUGUCAAAUAAGGGGAAACUAUGGAUAAAAGAGAGGGAGAUAAAGGAAAAAAGGAUGAGGAGGAGAAGCGCCUGUUCAACUAUGCCUGCCAAUGGACACAAAAGGAAACACAGCUUUCCUUGCUUUACUUCUCUAGCUUCAUUAUCCCUAGAAGGCACGUGCUGCUCCUCCUCCUGCCUCCUUCCUCGCCCCCUCUGUGAUUGUGUGCACAUUGACUUGCCUUCUGGACAGGGAGUCCCACCUCAUACCCACCUAAAUGGACAGCAGCCAUGUGGCCUAAAACUGAUGUGGAACAAUUAUCUUGUCUUAUUCUAGUCUGGUACAUUCAUUCUGUCUCAUGCACUUAGUGGCCUGAUGUAUCAGUCUGUGAUACUGUCCUGCACCAAUCUAUGUAAUUAAUCCAUUCAGACUGAUACCAGAACGAACCACACAGAUAGCAAAAGAUUACUUUGUUAUUUUCCUGCUUUUCCUUUUAUGUCAAAAGAGAAAUACUGGACCUGCAGGCAUUUAGAGUAUAUUGCAGAUCCAUCUAGAGUCUGGUCCUUUAUAUAACUGAAAACUAAUUUUUGACAAAACUGAUGCAGUAUACAGAUUUUCCGAUUUACAUUACGUUUUAUCACCAAGCACAGUAGCAUCUUCUAAAAUGGUUGUUGUAAAAUAUGAGAUGUGAUCAUACAAAUAAAUAUUGUAUAUUUGGUUGAUAUUACUAAUCCAAAAGUCACAAUGGAUCUUUUAAGUCAAGCCUAAUUUUUGAGAAAAUCACUUUCUCUUUCCCACCUGUGGACUUGAUAGGAGGCUUAAUUUUCCCUUUACCUUUGCUAGGAUAUUCAUUGUGCCCAUAUGUUCUUUCUGUUAACACAAUGCACUUUUUACAUUGUACAUACAUUUGCUUCCUGGUAUCAUAUGGUUUAUAACCAUGUAAUUAUUUAAUUAUUGUACAUUCAGAUUUGAAAUAAUAAACUGAUGGUAUCAAGUG